This is a messenger RNA of Funneliformis caledonium, 552 nucleotides long. NCBI's taxonomy places the organism in Eukaryota, Fungi, Glomeromycota, Glomeromycetes, Glomerales, Glomeraceae. The record is from the annotation of a GenBank genome assembly.
AUGGACGACGUUGCUUCGGAAAUAGAAUUCCUACGCGAUAAUGCAAAUAAUUCUAAUCGGAUGGAUGGUGAAGUAGAUUUUCCUACUAAACUAGAAUCAAUAACUUUAUAUGAAGGAAAGAAAUUUUCUACUUGGGAAAUUUGUGAAUCAUUUUUAGAUGUAUGGGCUAAAAAACGAACUUAUGAAUCAAAUUCAAACAAAGACACUGGUUCUAAAAGGACUCAUUGUCCUUUUUUGAUUAAUACAUCAUGUCCGAAAAACAAGAAUCCUGAUACUUCAGUGUUUGUCAAUAAAAUUGUAGACAAACAUAAUCAUGAACUAAAUAAGGAUAGGAUUAAAUUUGAAGAAUCUAAGAAGUUUACAAGUGAAAUAAUAGAUGACAUUAAGUUUAUGACCAUAUCUUGCAAAUUUGGUGCCACCGCUCAAAGGAAGUUUCUUAAAAGCAAAUUUCCAUUGCAUCCUAUUUACUUAAAAGAUCUUUAUGCUGCAAUAAAUAAGUUUCACCCAACCCACAAAUCUUUAUCAAAUGAUGAAGCAAAGAUUUCGAAUUAG